Messenger RNA from Pocillopora verrucosa, 2386 nucleotides. RefSeq names its product ankyrin repeat and SOCS box protein 13. The record is from RefSeq and is a predicted model, not a curated record. NCBI's taxonomy places the organism in Eukaryota, Metazoa, Cnidaria, Anthozoa, Scleractinia, Pocilloporidae. Gene Ontology annotation, molecular function: protein binding.
UGUUAGUCGCUUAACAAAAUGUUCUAACCGCAAUAAGGAACAUAUUUUAUUUAAUGGGUAACAUAAGCGAUGUCGAAAAGACCAUUGAACGAAAGCCCAAAGAAGCACAAUUAUUAUAUGCCGCUGAAAAUGGGCAAGUUGAUAAGUUACAAGCCCUUCUUUCCGAGAAGGACGUUCAGGUAGACUGCCCAAAUAGUUCUGCUGUUACAGCUUUAUUUCUGGCAGCGAAAGAAGGACACGAUGAAUGUCUCAGGCUGUUACUUGAAGCUGGAGCAAAAGUAAACGGCAUCGGGCUUGGUAACACAGCGCUAACGCCGCUGUGGGUAGCGACUUACGCCGGUCAUAAAAACUGCGUGGAAAGAUUGGUAAAAGCAGGUGCCGAUCUCAAUACAAAGUUUCCUGAAACACCUUUGUUUAUUGCGGCACGUGAAGGAAAGGCAGACUGUCUCAAGAUUCUAAUAGAAGCUGGUAGUAAUGUUAAUGUUAAGAACAAUCGAGGACAAAAUCCAAUGCAUAUUGCUUGUUCAGAAGUUCACGAGAGCUGUGUAGAACUUUUGGCAAACACAGAAUGUGAGUUGGAUGCUAUAGAUCAGAGUGGUUGUACUCCUUUGCACCAUGCAUGUAUCAAUGCACCAGAUGGUCACAGUUCAGUCAAGAUGCUUGUGCAAAUGGGAGCAGCAGUAAAUAUUUCUUCUAGAUGUUGGAACCAUGCCACAUCCUUGCACUACUGUUCACAACUUGGAAAAAUAGAAAAUGUAAAACUUUUAAUAAAAUAUGGUGCGAAUGUGUUCAUAAAAGACAAAUGUGGUCAGACAGCAAGAGACAGGGCUCAGAAAUACCCAGAAUGUGAAAAACUUCUUCAACAACAAGAAGCUAGACCAUCAAGCUUGCUCCAGUUGAGUUGCUGGUCACUCAGAGGAACCCUGGGAACUAAAGGUCUCAAGAAAGUACAUGAACUGCCAAUACCGCUGACUCUCAAACAGUUUUUACUAUAAAAAUGGAAUAUUUUACACAGCAUGUAAACAAUUUGUAAUUCAGGUGAAGACUGAUGCAUCACUGCAAAGUCUAUCUCCUGUUACACAAAGUCAUAGUAAAAACAGGCAGAGUGAGGUAAAACAAAGCUGAUACUGUCGCACCGUUUUGUAGUUUAUGUAAUCUGAGCUGAAGGUCUUCUGAGAUAGUAGUGGUUAAAAUAUAUUGGAAUAACGGGUAAUCCAGUACUACACAGAGUAUGGUUUCAUUUCCGUUAUCUUUCGAACCAUAUUCACUAUUGCGUUCCCUUGAACUUUCUUGGCUACGAGACCUGCAGUCGGGCACGGUUACAAAAUGACUGAACCUCUGGCAGUCAAAUUUUACUUUCACAGAAUUUCCACUAGGAUGUACUUUCAAACUUCCUAUGUGUAUCAGAUGAUAGUUAAGAAGUGUUACUUUAUGACAAAAAUUGAUGGUUUUCUUUUUGACGAUAUAUCAGAAGUUGGCUAUACUGUAAAGCCCUGUUCAAACGGUCAUAAUAGUUGAUGAAAGUUUCAACUACCACGCGCUUGAACACGAACUAUCAUGCACUGUCAUUGACUAUGAUGUAGUUUGGACAUGUUCCAAUUUGACAUGAUAGUUGAUGAUAGUUUUUACCGUUUGUACGGGUGGGUGAUUGUGAAUGAUAGUUUUUACGGUAAGCAGUUAUGUCAAAGAUGGGCCCAAACCGAAAUAGCAAAGGGUAAAAUGACUACGGUAGUUGUUAAAACUUCGCAGAAUGUCUCGUAGUUCAUUCUCAUCAUCCCCUGGUAGGCUUCAGUAUCUUCAACUCGCAACUUAUUGACUGAAAUUUCAGAUGCCACCGAAAUUGCAGACCUCAGCACGCGCGAUACUUUUUUACACUUACGCGAUCUCAUUGCGUGAUUUUGUCAACUAUCAUGAACCGUUUGAACGCAAACCUGAUAGUGGAUGAUAGUUGAAACUAUCGUCGACUAUCAUGACCGUUUGAACGGGGCUUAAAAGACAUGUAAUUGCAUCAAUCUCGACGCUUUAGCCUUAUUCAAAUGGUUAUGAUAGUUGAUGUUAGUUUCAACUUUAAUUCACUAUCUUUGAAUAUCAUGUUUGCGUUCAAACGGUUCUUGAUAGUUGGUGAGAGUUGACAAAAUCACGCAAUGAAAUCGCGUAAACAAGUAUGGGCGAACGAAUCGUGUUAUCACGGAAAGCAGUAUUUAUGCUUCUUUUUUGAAGAUUUAGGUCUUUUUCACCAUAGAAGGCAAUGAAAUACAAGAAUAAACAUUAGAGAAGGGUCCUCGUGUUCAUAUUACUUUUCCCAAGCAGCAAAUAGAACAAGAUAAGGGGCUUAUCUGGAAAACGAGUCGGCAUUCGCCUUUUUUUUUUAAGUUUUCAUAUUAAA